AUGAUGGCGAUGAUGACUGGCCGUGUGCUGCUGGUGUGUGCCCUCUGCGUGCUGUGGUGCGGUGCCGGCGGUGUUUAUGCGAGGGACCUCGACAACAAGGCACUGGGUGGCUGCAUGGCGUCGGGAGUGUUGGGUAUGAAUACAUCGUAUGUGCCGAACGGAUGUAAUAAAUACAUGCCGACGCCGCCUUUGCGGUCAGCAUUGCCUAUCCUUGCCAUACAAGCCGAAGUUGGGCAGGUAAGUGUUACUCCUCCAGACUCUGGUUCUGGUGGUGGAGGCGGAGGUUCUCCCGGUGCAGCCGCUCCUGUUCCAGGUGGUGCAGCAGCUCCUUCUGGCCCUGCUGUUCCAGGUGUUCCUGCUGUUCCUAAUGCUGGUGACUCUGUUCCUGGUCCUGCUGCUGGUGGUGGUCCUCCUGCUGCUCCUGCUACCGAUUCUCCUCGUCCUGCUGCUGGAAGGGAAAGUGAUUCUCUGGUCCCUUCUUCUCCUAGAGACAUUUCUUCUCAGAGUGAUGACACGGUGAUCACAAGCAGUGAUUUAUCCAAUACGCAUAGUGGAUCCAGAGAAGAAGUGCUGCAACAAGAGGAAACAGAGACUCACAACCCCUCACCGUCCAAAGGAUUGGCACAGGAGGCACUCCCCGAUGUACAGCAGCCACAAACCUCUGCUUCAGAAAAUAGUAAAACGGGUUGCGACGCUGAGGCGUCGAAUUGCGGAAGUCAAGGAAAGUUGGGAAAGGCAACGAUGGAAAAACAGGAUUUGGAGGAAUCCAACACAGCAGAAUCACCACCGACUAAACAUAAAGAAUCAAAUGGCAAUGAGGAGAACCCAACGGAAGCAUCAAGUACGGAAUCUCAGAAUACGGAAGCCCAACAAGAAAUAAAAACGCCAGUGGAUGAGAGUGACAGUACGGGCACCGAUGCAUCCAUAGCGGUUGCCGCACAGAGUACAUCGGCCGGCAGUCAAGAAGAAGCAACUGAGUCAUCUUCCAAUGGCAGUCAUUCUCCACUUCAGGGGGAAGUAUUCACUGGAACAGACACUCCCGAGAAUGCUCCAUCUCCGGGUGCCGCAGAAACAGAAAAACGCCAAGGAGAAAAUGUGACGAAAGAUGGCGACAGCGACAGCAGCCCCGCGGCCUCCCACACCACCUCCCCUCUUUUGCUUGUUGUUGCGUGUGCGGCUGCGGUGGUGGCCGCGUGA
Trypanosoma cruzi is the source of this 1197-nucleotide messenger RNA. RefSeq names its product mucin-associated surface protein (MASP), putative. The coding region runs from base 1 to 1197 and encodes 398 amino acids. Lineage: Eukaryota; Euglenozoa; Kinetoplastea; Trypanosomatida; Trypanosomatidae. The transcript has a single exon. The record is from RefSeq and is a predicted model, not a curated record.